Pteronotus mesoamericanus is the source of this 1869-nucleotide messenger RNA. RefSeq names its product leukocyte immunoglobulin-like receptor subfamily A member 6. Lineage: Eukaryota; Metazoa; Chordata; Mammalia; Chiroptera; Mormoopidae. Bases 173 to 1570 code for a protein of 465 amino acids. Gene Ontology annotation, biological process: cytokine-mediated signaling pathway. The transcript has 7 exons. Gene Ontology annotation, molecular function: inhibitory MHC class I receptor activity. Gene Ontology annotation, cellular component: plasma membrane. The record is from RefSeq and is a predicted model, not a curated record.
GUACCUACGCCUCCAUCUUGGCUGGAAACCCUGUUCCCCUUCUUGAGAAGCUGCUGGUGUAACAAGCCUGUGACAAAGAUGGCCAGCCUCCCAGUGACCACACCCUCUGUCUGUCUACCCUGAGGACUCCGUGGUCUCUUCCUCCUGAACAGCUGGGUUCAGAGGGGAGACCAUGCCCCCCACGGUCACGGUCCUGCUCUGCCUCGGGCUGAGCGUGGGCCUGAGGACCCCAGUGCAGGCAGGGACCCUCCCCAAACCCACCAUCUGGGCGGAGCCAGGCCCUGUGAUCCCCUGGGGGAGCCCUGUGACCAUCUGGUGUCAGGGGACUCGGCAGGCCCAGGAGUUCCGACUGGAUAAAGAGGGAACCUCAUCGCCUUGGGCCACACAGAAGCCACUGGGUCCCAGGGACAAGGCCAAGUUCUCCAUCACACAGAUGACAGAGCGCACUGCAGGGUUAUAUCGCUGUUACCAUCACAGCCCCCCUGACUGGUCAGAGCGCAGUGACCCCCUGGAUCUGGUGGUGACAGGAGCCUACAACAGUGAACCCAGCCUCUCAGCCCUGCCCAACCCUGUCGUGACCUCAGGAGGGAACGUGACCCUCCAGUGUGGCUCAGGGCAGGGAUUUGGCAGGUUCAUUCUGAUGAAGGAAGGAGAACGCAGGCCCCCCUGGACCCUGGACUCACAGCGACUCCCCAGUGGGCAGUUCCAGGCCUGGUUCCCUGUGGGCCCCGUGACCCCCAGCCACCGGUGGAGGCUCAGAUGCUAUGGCUGUUACAGGAACAGACCCCAAGUGUGGUCACUGCCCAGUGACCCCCUGGAGCUCCUGGUCUCAGGAGGCUCAGGGAAGCCCUCCCUCCUGACCCAGCAGGGCCCCAUCGUGGCCGCUGGACAGAACCUGACCCUCCAGUGCCGCUCGGACCUCGGCUAUGACAGGUUCGCUCUGUCCAAGGAGGGGGCACAGGACCCCCCCCAGAGCACUGCCCUGCAGCCCCAGGCGGGGGUCUCUCAAGCCGACUUCCCCCUGGACACGGUGCGCGGCUCCCACGGGGGCCGGUACAGGUGCUACGGGGGACACAGCCUCUCCUCCGAGUGGUCGGCCCCCAGUGACCCCCUGGACAUCCUGGUGGCAGGAUGGCUCCCUGACAGACCCUCCCUCUCGGUGCAGCCAGGCCCCACGGUGGCCUCAGGAGAGAAGGUGACCCUGCUGUGUCAGUCACAGAGCCCGAGGGACAGCUUCCUUCUGAUCAAGGAGGGGGCGGCCGAUCCCCCCCUGCGGCUCAGACCACAGCCCCGAGCUCAGCAGCACCAGGCAGAGUUCUCCAUGGGGCCCGUGACCUCCGCCCACGGGGGCACCUACAGGUGCUACAGCGCAAACCACAGCAGCCCCUACCUGCUGUCGCAGCCCAGUGACGCCCUGGAGCUCCUGGUCUCAGCCUCCCACCCUCAAGACUACACAGCGGGGAAUCUCGUCCGCAUGGGCGUGGCUGGCCUGGUGCUGCUGGUCCUCGGGGGGCUGCUGCUUCAGGCUCGAGGCAGCGAGAGGACGGCCCACGCUGCCGCCAGGAUGUGACCACAGAGAAGAGGGCACAGUUCAGAGCUGGGGAGGCAUGGAUCCCAUCCGAUGACCCAGGAAGCAGUGAAAGACACCAUGGACCCCAGGUGGGGAAAGUGUCUGCUGCGAUAGUCCAGGGGAGCAGACGUGGCUGACGAGGUUGGGGGCAGGAAAUGUGAGCUGUGUUCCCGUGGAGACGCCUCCUGAAUCCCACUGAGGGGCUGUCCCCUUUUGUCAUACAGACUCCCCCUGACUGUCCUUCUGUUCUCACCCUUGUGACAUGAGGGGCCGUCCCACGCAGCUGGUUUUAAUCCACA